AAAAUAAUUAAAUCCAAUAAUAGUUGGAGUGUAGAUUCUUCUCUUGCAGAAAUUGCUUCUCUUCAAUUAGAAUUUCGUGAUUUAGCCCGACUUGUUGAGAAUGAUACUUACGAGACAUUAUCUUUUCGUGUCUCGGAACAUAUUCACGACCAACCUUGUAAUAAACAAUUUGGGUUAUGUCCCAUGUUUAUUUCCCCAACUGAUGGACGUUUUCGAGAACCUGGCACUUUAACUUUUGGUGCUAGAGCUGAUUCUUAUUAUGAAUAUUUGCUAAAACAAUGGUUACAAACUGGGAAAACAAUUGACUGGUUAGAGAAAGAUUAUAGAAGGGCGAUGGAUUCUAUGCAAAAUAAAUUGUGGAAAGGGACUGUUUCUGGGAAAUUAUAUUUUGUUGGUCAGUUUUUGAAUAUUUUGGUGGAUAAUUUAUAUUUUUCUCUUUUUUUCUCAGGAGAACAAACAACGGAAUCAUCAAAUUCUUUAAUUAAAUUUUCUCCAAAAAUGGACCAUUUAGUUUGUUUUCUUGCUGGCACUUUAGCACUUGGUACUCAACAUGGAAUGCCCUCUAUACAUUUGGAAAUUGCUAAAAAUCUUUCUCAAACAUGUCAGGCAAUGUAUGAAAAUCCUACAGGAUUGGGACCUGAAAUUGCUUGGUUUAAUAUUAUUGAGAAUGAAGAAAAUAAAAAGACUACUGAUAAUGAUGGUUAG
This is a messenger RNA of Meloidogyne enterolobii, 705 nucleotides long. NCBI's taxonomy places the organism in Eukaryota, Metazoa, Nematoda, Chromadorea, Rhabditida, Meloidogynidae. The record is from the annotation of a GenBank genome assembly.